AUGCUUCCAACCCCUAUAGUAAAAGAUAUAGAUAUCGAUAAUGUAUACGAACCAGCAGAAGAUUCGUUUUUGCUACUUGACUGCCUUGAAGAACAAUGUCACUUCAUCACUGAUAGAUUUAGAUCAAGAAUUCCGUUGGUUACAGAAAUAGGCACUGGGUCUGGGAUCGUUACUACAUUCAUUCAGCAGAACAUAUUACCACAGUCGAUAUUUAUAACUACAGAUAUCAAUCCACAUGCAUGUAAAACGGUCUUGCAAACCGAUAAAGCCAACAACGAUAAGUCCAAAGACACUAGGGAACCGUAUGUGCUCGAUUCAUGCCAAAUGAAUUUAACAACUGGAAUAAGACAUGGCGCCAUUGAUAUGCUUGUGUUCAAUCCACCGUAUGUACCAGCAUUUGAACUCCCCAGCAUUCCAACUACUGAUGAAGAUAAGACAUGGCUAGACCUUGCUCUCUUGGGUGGAGAGGACGGAAUGGUUGUAACAUGGAGAUUAUUAAACGAAUUGGAUACGAUAUUAACUCCUGAAAUUGGGGUUGCCUACAUUUUAUUUUGUGCCAGGAAUAAUCCGAAAGAAGUUGCAAAAAUCAUGCAAGAGAAGGGAUGGGACGUUAAAACGAUAAUUUUCAGAAAGGCAGGAUGGGAAGAGCUUAGUGUGUUACGGUUUAUGAGGCCAUGA
Molecule: messenger RNA, 678 nt
Organism: Debaryomyces fabryi
Lineage: Eukaryota; Fungi; Ascomycota; Pichiomycetes; Serinales; Debaryomycetaceae
Product: S-adenosylmethionine-dependent methyltransferase
Exons: 1
Coding region: 1-678 (225 amino acids)
Biological process (GO): methylation
Cellular component (GO): eRF1 methyltransferase complex
Molecular function (GO): protein methyltransferase activity; nucleic acid binding; S-adenosylmethionine-dependent methyltransferase activity
Source: RefSeq, a predicted model, not a curated record